CAGAAUUUUAGGCAAAAUGGCGACAAUGUAACGGAUGGAGGACGAAAAAAGGACUAUUAGCAAGUGCCAUGACAAACUUGUCCCUUGUUAUAAUUUCAUACUCCGGUAAGGUGGGUUUACCGAGAACCACAGUGUGCCAAUGUUUUGGAGAACACUGACUGUGUUGUCCCCAUUAUGGCUACAGUAAAAGAGAGUACAGAGGAUGACAAAGAGGUAGAAUCUUCCUCUGAUGACACUCAAGAGCUGACAGCCAUAUCUUCUCACAACAACAACAACAACAACAAUAACAGCUUGGAUCCACCAGAGCUCCUGCCCUUGGACAGUCACCAAAAUCUUUUAAAUGGAAUCCAGCCAAACCUAUUUGUCUGUGGGAGCGUUCCUGCUGCCCCCAGCACAAAUGACUCAUUGCCUUCAGGAGCACUUGUUAAUGGAGCUGCUUCACACUGUACCUCAGAGGGGUCCUGCGUCCACAACAAAGACAUGUCUCCUCUGCCCAGGACAGACACCAGCCCAGAGGUGUUACUGCCUCCCAGUGAGCUUCAAUCAGACACCCGGCAGAAAGCAGAAGGGUGCACCCAAAAAUUGCUGGCCACACGGGCCUCAUCUGAAUCAAGCAGCAGCGACGGUGAGGCCCCCUUAGAUGUUCUGGUGGGGGAAGGCUUGGAUAACAGGCCAAUCAGCCGACUGUUGGCUAGAAAGGGAAUCAAAGCAGAGUGCUUAUGGGACUUUAAUUCAGAGUUGUCAGAGAGUUCCUCUGAUGACUGCGAUGGUCUGAACUGGGGCCUGCAGGAGAAUUUCAUGCGGUUACUGUUAAAAAGUAGUGUAGCAGGUGGAGUAAGUACAAAGGUGGAGAUUGAGGGAGCUCCACCUGCCAACCAAAGACGAAGGAUGCGGAAAACUCAGACCGUGGAGAGGGCUGCCACUGGAGGACAAGUUUAUAAUGGCUUUGAUUACACAUCCCAGAAUUCUCUAACCGAUGAGGACUCUGAUUUUGAUUCGUCCAUUAACAAAGAACAUGCCUUCAGGAAUGAGACAGAAAGUUUGAAAGCAUAUGCUGGCUUGCACCUAGAGAAAUUCUGCGACAAGGCAGUUGCCAUGAAGGAACUAAUUUCAAGCAAAAAUGAAGAGAGAUGUGAUAAAGGAAGCAGCGACACUGAAACAAACACCUACAUGGGUGAAAAAUUGGCUCCGUUAAAGACAGAGACAAAAACAGGCAGGGAGCUUUCCUUCUCAUGCUCAAAGUGCAAAAUUAAUUUCAAGGAGAAGAUGCAUUUGCAAAGGCAUAUGAUGUAUCAUUUAGACAGGAAUAAUAAGGUGAGACAAGAGCAUGUUCCCCGACCCUUUAUAUGUAGGGAGUGUGGGCGUUCAUUCCGAGACCUAACCUCUCUGCAAAAGCACACGAUAAUCCACCAGGUGCGUAGGGAGAAGCUGAUGGAGGAGAUUAAAGGUUUCAGUCAGAUAGAUGUCGAGGGAAGAAGAGCUUGUCUUCAGUGUCCCCAGUGUGUCUUUGGAACGAAAUGCCCCAAAACUUUUGUCCAUUAUAGUGAAACUAAUGAGAAGGAGAAGCACACCUAUAGCUGGAAAAAAUUUGAUCACAUGACUAUGAAUGAAAUUGAGCUAAAUGCAAGUGAGUGCACAGCUCAUCACGACACAUAUAACAAAGAUGGCGACUCCUUUGUAUGCCAAAUUUGCACAUUUAGAAGUAAGAAUAACAAUGCUUUCAGAAAACAUGUUGAGCUCAUACAUGGGCAACCAUAUUAUGAGUUUUAUAGAGUAGCAGACCAACCCAAAAUCAAGAACUCAUUAAUGCCAAAGAUUCAAAGCACAGAGAAAUGGUCUGCAAAGGAGAGAGGUGAGGUGCCUUUUAGGCCCAAUAACUCAGCUGACCUUAAUCAGAGAAGCAUAGAAACGGAAAAAGCCUGUGACGUUUUGAGUUCCUCGCUGAUCAAAUGGAACCCUGGCAGCCCAGCAAACAAGCUGUCACCAUUCUCACAGAGAAGUGACAAGCAAAGCAAAUUAUCCCCUCUGCCUACAGAGAAAAUAGAUGUGACAACAGGUCUCCCUUAUGUCGAAGAAGACAAUCAAGAAUAUGAAAGCGCUGUCUCAGAAAAGAGGACAAAAUAUCUUUCCAGCUUUGACGUGCAUUUUACAACAAAAACAGAGAUCGUCAGUAAAACAGCCUGUCUGAACCCUGGCACUGAGAGCUGUCCCAAAGAUCCCUCAACCAGCAGUACUUUAGCACUGCAAACGUUGAGGCAUAAACUACCCUCGAAACGAAAAAUGUCAAUCCCAUAUCACAACACCCCUGUUGAUGUUCCCCAUGUGCGUUUUCCAAAAUGUGAGCCUGAUUCUCAACAAUGGGAAACGACUAAACCACAAGAAGGAGAUGACUAUGAAGGUGCUCAGGAUUUCAACGGCUACGCCAAAGAAUCCGCAGAUUGGUCUCGUAGCCAUACCCCCUGUGAUUAUUUCAACUGUGGAUGGACAUCCCCUGUCAAGAACAACAUUCCUGACUAUGCCAAUCACACCAAUCUGGAAAAUAACAUAAAGGUGGACAGUGAUGAAAUCUGUACAUUUAUAGUGAAGGAGGAGUGUAUCGAGAGUACAAUCAAUGAGGAUACCCCUGAUCCUGUUGUUUAUAACGAAAGUGACCCCUAUGCAGACUAUGUGGUCUCCCCUUUGUCUUUGGUGGGCAGGAAGUGCUGUCCCUACUGCCCAGCUGUGUUUGAGUCUGGGGUUGGCUUGUCCAACCACAUCAGAGGACACCUACAUAGAGUGGGGCUAAGUUAUGAUGCUCGUCACGUGGUGUCACCUGAGCAGGUGGCAUCUCAGGAUUGUCGACACCGCAUACGCAGAAAAAUCCCUUCAGUGAAUCGCAGAAUCAGAAAAGAUAAGCCAGAGUCUAAAACCGAACACACCUGUCCGCUGUGCCUGGGCUGGUUUGACACUAAGACCGGCCUCUCCAAUCAUGUGCGGGGUCACCUGAAGCGAAUUGGAAAGCCUAUUUCGGGUGCUAGCAAGUCACCUCUCUGGAUUCUGACAGAACUUCUUCAGGAUGAGUCAGAAUACAGAAACAUUAUGAGGGUGCUUGGUGCCAGACCACACUUCUCCAAACCUUUUUUCUCUCAAAAAUUUGCCAACAGCGAUGGACUGUUCCUUACAUCCACUGGGAUUCCCAUAAAGAUCCGUCAUGCCACCGGCACACCAGACGCAGGGCAAUGGUCUAUGAUCAGAUCACCACCUGUGGACAGGGAGAUGCAGAGGACUGAUACAGUCCCAUCUAGCAUUUUAGAGGACCUGCUGGGAAAUAGGAAACUGGAGCAGGAAAAGGAGGUCCGAGGUCACUCAGAGAAGAACAUGACUCCAUUGGCCAUCUCCUCCACUAGUGGCAGUAUACCCAGGACAUCAUCUGUGAAGCUGGAUCCUACCUGGAGUGAAGAGAAGUUUGCAGCAAAUAAGAAGAUCUGCAUCCACUGCAACACAACGUUCCAGAGUGCUGUCAGUCUGUCCAAUCAUCUUCGAGCAUAUGCACGACGGAAGAGGAUUGCCUUAUUAGAGGGAACAACAUAUGAUUGUAAACAGAAGAGGCCUAGAUCAAGACCUGGGCCAAAAAGCAAGGUGUUUUCAUCUGCGCACACCGCCUCUGAAGUGAUCUACAGAAUGACCUGCAGGUUCUGCGGUCUGACCUUCCAGGGUCCUCAGUCAAUUCAGGAAGACUGGAUCAAGCACUUGCAGAGGCAUCUCAUGCACACGAGUAUCUCUGGCAUGGGUGCAGGUAUGGUGGAGGUAUCAGCACUAUGUAAAGAGCUGAGUUCACCAUCUUCCCCCGAGCACCUGCUCCUGGAUACUCACUCUACUCUCAGUCUGCCUGUGGGGGUCUCCUAAGCCACGUUUACAUGCCAGCUAUGCUCACUGUACACCUGUUCGGCACAUGUUCAUAAACAAAUACAUGUAUAUUAUGCUGUAUAUACUGUACAUAUAUGAGAACAGAAUAUAUAUAUAUAUAUAUAUAUAUAUAUAUAUAUAUAUAUAUAUAUAUAUAUAUAUAUAUAUACACCGAUCAGCCACAACAUUAAAACCACCUUCGUAAUAUUGUGUAGGUCCCCAUCGUGCCGCCAAAACAGCGCCAAUCCGCAUCUCAGAAUAGCAUUCUGAGAUGCUAUUCUUCUCACUACAAUUGUACAGAGCGGUUAUCUGAGUUACCAUAGACUUUGUUAGUUCGAACCAUUCUAGCCAUUUUCUGUUGACCUCUCUCAUCAACAAGGCAUUUCCGUCCACAGAACUGCCGCUCACUGAAUGUUAUUUUGUUUUUGGCACCAUUCGGAGUAAAUUCUAGAGACUGUUGUGCGAGAAAAUCCUAGGAGAUCAGCAGUUACAGAAAUCCUCAAACCAGCCUGUCUGGCACCAACAAUCAUCGGUGUAUAUACACCGAUCAGCUACAACAUUAUAGCCAUCUGCCUAAUAUCAUGUAGGUCCCUCGAUCGGACUUGUUGCUCCAGCACAUCCCAUAGAUGCUCAAUCGGAUUGAGAUCUGGGGAAUUUGGAGGCCAAGUCAACACCUUGAACUCUUUUUCAUGUUCCUCAAACCAUUCCUGAAAAAUUUUGCAGUGCGGCAGGGUGCAUUAUUCUGCUGAAAGAGUCCGCUGCCAUCAGGGAAUACCGUUGCCAUGAAGGGGUCUGCAACAGUCUUUAGGUAGGUGGUACAUGUCAAAGUAACAUCCACAUGAAUGCCAGGACCCAAGGUUUCCCAGCAGAACAUUGCCCAGAGCAUUACACUGCCUCCGCCGGCCUGCUUUCUUCCCAUGGUGCAUCCUGCUGCCAUCUCUUCCCCAGGUUAAUGACGCACACGCACCCGGCCGUCCACAUGAUCUAAAAGAAAGCGUGAUUCAUCAGACCAGGCCACCUUCUUCCAUUGCUCCAUGGUCCAGUUCUGAUGCUCACGUGCCCAUCUUUCGGCAGUGGACAGGGGUCAGCAUAGGCACUCUGACCAGUCUGCGGCUACACAGCCCCAUUCGCAGCAAGCUGUGAUGCACUGUGUGUUCUGACACCUUUCUAUCAUGGCCAGCAUUAAGUUUUUCAGCAGUUUGUGUUACAGUAGCACUUCAGUGCGAUCUGACCAGAUGAGCUAGCCUUCACUCCCCACGUGCAUCAAUGAGCCUUGGAUCCCUUUUGGUAGGUACUAACGACUGCAUACCAAGAACACCCCACAAGACCUGCCGUUUUGGAGAUGCUCUGACCCAGUCAUCUAGCCAUCUCAAUUUGGCCCUUGCCAAUUUCGCUCAGAUCCUUAUGCUUGCCCUUUUUUUUUUUUGUUGUUGCUUCCAACACAUGGAAUUCAAGAACUGACAGUUCACUUGCUGCCUAAUAUAUCCCACCCUUUGACAGGUGCCAUUGUAAUGAGAUAAUAAAUGUUAUUCACUUCACCUGUCAGUGGUUUUAAUGUUGUGGCUGAUCAGUGUAUAUACAGUGUGUGUAUAUAUAUAUAUAUAUAUAUAUAUAUAUAUAUAUAUAUAUAUAUAUAUAUAUAUA
Messenger RNA from Myxocyprinus asiaticus (Chinese sucker), 5529 nucleotides. RefSeq names its product zinc finger protein 644-like. The coding region runs from base 175 to 3885 and encodes 1236 amino acids. Lineage: Eukaryota; Metazoa; Chordata; Actinopteri; Cypriniformes; Catostomidae. Gene Ontology annotation, cellular component: nucleus. The record is from RefSeq and is a predicted model, not a curated record. Gene Ontology annotation, molecular function: RNA polymerase II cis-regulatory region sequence-specific DNA binding; DNA-binding transcription factor activity, RNA polymerase II-specific. Gene Ontology annotation, biological process: regulation of transcription by RNA polymerase II. The transcript is spliced from 7 exons.